AUGGUGAAUCCGUUGACGCGGUGCUUGGAGGAUUAUGCGCUGCCGCCGUUCGCGACGCUUCGUGUGUCUGACAUCGUACCGGCCGUGCGCGCAGCCAUCGCGGAAAUGGCGCUGGACGUGAACGCGAUCGAGGACGACUUGUCCGACCCAGACGCGGACAUCUCGUGGGCGACGGUCAUGGACCGACUGAAGAUCAUCGAUGACCCCGUCAAUCGCCUCUGGCGCAUCGUCAUCCACCUUUCUAGUGUAGCCGACUCCCCCGAGCUGCGACUCGCGCAGAGCGAGGUCCAGGCUGAAGUGCUGACGAUUCAGAGUCGACGGGCGCAGAGCGUGCCCGUGUUUCGUGCCAUGCAGCGCCUUCGUGCGAGCCGUGGGUUUCACGAGGAUUUGACAGCAGAGCAGCAGCGCAUCUUGGACCGAGCGAUCCUCGACGCGACUCUGAACGGCGUCGCAUUGAACGACACCGAAAAAGCUAGAUUCAACGACAUUGACGUCAAACUCAAGAGCUGGUACAGUUUGAUUGGCAACCAGUUUAACAGCAAUACAUUGGACGCGACCAAGGCAUUUGCCCACGUCGUACAUGACAAAGCCGCCGUGGCCGGCCUUUCCAAUGCUACGCUCGCCACACUCGCACAGAACGCGGUGGCGGCCGGCUACGACGCGGCUACACCUGCCUCUGGUCCGUGGACGCUGACACUUAACCGGUCCAACUACUCUGCCGUGGUGACGCACUUCACCAACCGAAACCUUCGCCAACUCAUGUACCAGGCCGAGCGGACUGUGGCAACGUCCCCACCAUACGACAACACGCCAAUCAUCCAAGAGAUGCUUCAGCUGCGCCGAGAGCAAGCCGCGCUGCUCGGAUUUGACUCGUUCGCUUCGUUGAGUUUGGAGAGCAAGAUGGCGCCAUCCGCGUCGGCGGUUCAGGAUAUGCUGGACCUUCUACGAGACAAGUGUGUGCCACUCGCCCGAGCCGAGUUGGCUGACUUGGAAGCGUUUGUAAAGGACUUUGCACCAGAC
This is a messenger RNA of Aphanomyces astaci, 1020 nucleotides long. RefSeq lists its product as hypothetical. Lineage: Eukaryota; Oomycota; Saprolegniomycetes; Saprolegniales; Verrucalvaceae. Gene Ontology annotation, molecular function: metalloendopeptidase activity. Gene Ontology annotation, biological process: peptide metabolic process; proteolysis. The transcript has 4 exons. The record is from RefSeq and is a predicted model, not a curated record. The annotation marks the transcript as partial.